Molecule: messenger RNA, 2115 nt
Organism: Carassius auratus (goldfish)
Lineage: Eukaryota; Metazoa; Chordata; Actinopteri; Cypriniformes; Cyprinidae
Product: lysophosphatidic acid receptor 6
Exons: 2
Coding region: 242-1213 (323 amino acids)
Biological process (GO): positive regulation of Rho protein signal transduction; phospholipase C-activating G protein-coupled receptor signaling pathway
Cellular component (GO): plasma membrane
Molecular function (GO): G protein-coupled receptor activity
Source: RefSeq, a predicted model, not a curated record
CAUGUGUUUAUGUUCAUUCAGUAGUGUUUUAAACAGCAUAAAAAGGCACCUAAAAUGAGGCCAGAAAUGACAAGCAGCGGACUGUUUCUGCACUUACCACAAACGCAUUUCCUGAGGUGAAGUUGAGGAGAAAUUAGACUGCAACGCAAGUGUCAUUCUGGUUCAUUGGCAUCGGUGCCAGCUCUACAGAACACAAACGGUCACUGAAGGUUAGUCAAGAAGAUACAUUCUAAGAACAACGAUGCCAUAUCCUACGAAAUGUCCGAAUAUGACAUGUCCAAAUCAAGUACAAGAAAAGGUUUUUGUUGUUGUGUAUUCAAUGGUCUUCAUAAUUGGCCUAAUCCUCAACCUGACAGCACUUGUGGUAUUUGUCCGUAACUCUACAUCCCGUUCGCACACCACCGUGUACAUGACUAACCUGGCCUUUGCUGAUAUUCUUUUGGUUUGUACACUUCCUGUGCGGAUCUAUUUCCACAGUGUGUUGCCCACGGAUCGGCCUGAGAAGUUCUGUGAAUUCAGCGGUCUCAUAAUGCUAGGUAACAUGUACAGCAGCAUCUUUUUCCUCACAUGCAUUAGCUUUGACCGUUGCAUAGCAGUCUGCUUCCCGCUGUCUUCUCGUGUCCGUGAGGGGCGGAAGAAAGCAUGGUGCGUGUGUCUGGGAAUCUGGAUCCUAACUAUCUCAACAAGCUUACCAAUCUAUUUCAUAAAGAAGAAAAAACAAACAUCAGACAACAAUACCUACAAUAACACAUGUUUUGAUGAUUUCCCUUCCUAUGCGACUGAAACAGCUCCUCUUGUUUCCACUCUUAUCAUCGGGUUUGGGAUCCCACUAAUCAUUAUGAUCCUCAGCUCAUGGGGGCUCAUAAGGGCUAUAAGCAAAAGCACGGCUGUCCAGACCAGCGACUUAGUAGACAGCGCAAGGAUUAAAAGGAUGAUAAUAACAAACUUGACCAUAUUUCUGCUCUGUUUUCUGCCAUAUCAUAUUAUGCUCUUGAUACUUCAUGCCAGUGAAUGUUCGUGCACACUGUUAACGGCCUACAGGUACAGCCUCAUGGUAGCUUGCCUAAAUGCAAUGCUGGACCCUGUGGCAUACUACUUCACCACGGAGACGUUUAAAAAAAAAAUGGAUGUUGGAGCUCUACGCAAAAUACGGCCAACGAACAGUCACAGCUCAGACGGAAACAACCGCUCUCGUGCCCCACUCACAACAUAAGAACGUGGGUCUGCUCAACUAUUAUGUAGAUCAUAAUAAGUGUUCAUGUAAGCUAUAUCUCUCAUGCGUACACUGACUCAGUUUACAUGAUCGUUCACAUAUAGAUAUCUGCCUCUAUAAGAGCGAAACACGAUGAGAGAUAAUCGGGUAUGACUCAGUUUUUUUUUUAAAGGAAACCACAAGAAGUCUGAGUUUUCACGUUUCUAGGCUGCAUGCAAACAUAGUGUGUGCAAAAGUGAGUUUGCUGUGAAGCCUUGGUCUUUAUCAUAUAUGCAUCUCUGAUAAAGUAAAUAAAUGACUAAUUUUUAGCCAUUGAUGUGCAACCCCUUUUUAAAAACAAUUUUUUAAACAAGCUCUCAGUGGGAAAUCAUUAUAAGAAUUUUAACAGUGUGACAAAUGAGGAUAAUUAUUUUUUGAUAAACAUACACAAAAGACAGUAAACAUAAGACAUAGAUUAGAGCAUUAUAUCCUCAUCUAAGUUGCAUUAAUGAUUCAUAGCCUUUUAGUUUUGCAGCAGGGUUUUUGGUCUAUUAAUAUUAAAUGUUAAUAUUUGUAAUAAUUGUUAUAAGAAUUUGUAUUUGUGCAUUAUAAUUUUUCAUUUGUGCAUUUUUGAUAUGUGCAUGGUUGUUGUUUCACUUUAGUAAAAGUAGCCUUUUAGAAACUUUUUAGAAAUGUCCUGUUACAUUGUGAAAUUUUAGAUAUUAGUUGUUUGAAAACCACCAAAACCCUUUUUCCUGCCUGUUUCCACACCCUUCCCCUUCUCUACCACAUCCGUUUAACGUUUGCGGAAUACAACAGAAAUUGUCUAAAUAUGUUAAUAAAAUGUAUUAAUACUGACUGAAGUAUAUUUGUUUAACUCUCAUUUCGCAGUUUAAAUGAUUGUUAUCUGUCCAUGUGGUUUU